This is a messenger RNA of Alternaria ethzedia, 1365 nucleotides long. RefSeq lists its product as uncharacterized. The record is from RefSeq and is a predicted model, not a curated record. Gene Ontology annotation, cellular component: spliceosomal complex. The transcript is spliced from 3 exons. Lineage: Eukaryota; Fungi; Ascomycota; Dothideomycetes; Pleosporales; Pleosporaceae. Gene Ontology annotation, biological process: mRNA splicing, via spliceosome. The coding region runs from base 1 to 1365 and encodes 454 amino acids.
AUGUCGAUCACAGGUUCCUCGUCGUCACUGCCCGACCCAAAGUACCACUCAUCUGUUCCGCAACAGCCCAACCCCCAAAAUUCACGAUUCCAAGCCCCGCGCCUAACGCGUUUGAUGCGCAAGUCACUAAUUGCAUCCUACAACCGUCUUUCCAAACCCUUCUUCCCCAGCGACAACAAGUCUACACGCAAGCGCUCUGGUUUUCGAAACGAGAUGCGCAAACCGUGGAGGAGACACGAGGACGCACUACCGCUCUGCCCGGACUGCGGCGCCAUGACGUUCGCCGAAUGGGAGAAACGGAGCUGCCUGAGUUCGUUCGAGAUACACCGACAUCAAAAGCAGACGUUGCCGGGAAAAGCGGUACCCGAGUUAAGGUAUGCUCCGGCUAUACCACCGUCCUCGGACGCCAAAGAUGUACGAGUUCUCACGACUGCACCUCCUCCUCAGCACAACACUAAUGCACUAGUCGCGAAACCAGACCGAGCCUCUACUGCGCAACAAGGGCGCACCACUGACCGCACACUAUCUUCGUUUUUUGGUGUCUUGAUACCACUGGGACAGCAUGUGAGCGCGGAAGACCUGCAUCUUGAGAUACCAAACACCGAGACCGUGCGAAAGACCAAGGAACAAACUAUAGCAGUGCCUGGACUACAGCGCUCUGAAGCAAGCCGGAUGAGAUCCGCGGACAUGAUCGAGUUCCUUCAAUACACACCAACAACGGCAAGAGACUCCCGCGGACGAACAAAGAUGGUGAAGAAACGUGAGUAUCCGCUCUACCAGCCAACGAAGUUCCGUCAUUUCGUACCUUUAACAGAGAAGUUCGUGAAGAUACCCGAGAAGGAGGUCGAUGUCUACGACCCGCCGAAGGGUAAACGAAAGCGCAUCCCGUGCAGAGCGCCUUCGCCGCCGGCGCAAGUUCUGCGGUCUACUUGUCGAGUGCUUAGUACUGAAGAGCAGGAUCGGUGGAAGAUACCACCGCUGGUGUCGGGUUGGAACAGCCCGAAUAGAUACGCUAUACCUCUCGACAAGAGACUGGCGUCAGAUGGAAGGGGAUUGCAAAACGACACCAUCAUCGUCAGCAACUUCCACGAGUUCUGCGAAGCCCUAGAGGCUAUCGAACGAUACGCAAGCGAAGACGUCGGCCAGCGCGCAGUGGUACAGCAGCGUAUCAACGAGAAGAACAGGCUACAAAACGAAGCAUGUCUUCGCCAUAUUGCAUGUCAGCAGAGAAACGAUCGCACUAAUUACACCCGCCGCUCAGCUAGCCCUUUCGACUCCGAAGAUGAAGCCAUUCACCGUCGCUUGAUAGCACGCAUUGAGCGAAGACGAGAGUUCGAACGCGAAGAGCGGCGAACGAAGUUAUGA